CGUUGAAAUGAGAUCAAACCAGAAUUCUGUUUGCGUCUAAUCCCAUCCCAUCCCAUCCCUGAUCCAUGUCUGAGUGGUCUCAGCUCCCCCGAGAACUUCUAGACCUAAUCGCCAGGCACCUCAGUUCCGAUACCGAUUUCCUUCGCUUCCGAUCCGUAUGCUCUUCAUGGCGAUUCUCCGUCCCGGACAAGCCUCACAACUCUUACCCCUCCCGCUUUCCUGUCAUCCCUAAUGACGGAAUCUCGGACACCAGCUGGGGCUUUAAACUCUCAAGACGCACCAUUUACUUGCUCCGAUCCUCCCCAUCCAAUGCCUGGAUUCUUAAGCUCGAUUCUGAAAUUCCCCAUCGAUUCCGCUUGUUUCAUCCUCUUUCUAGAUCACAUUUGAAGCCGCUCCCUUUGACUUUCCCUAAACUUCUAGAUAUCUCUCGAUACCGCAUUCAUGAGCUGGGUCAGGAGUACACUCUUCAGUACAUCAACUACAGGCCUUUGGCCAGUUCAAUUGGUGAGGCAGGUAAUCUUUAUAUGGAGAAGGUCGCCUUAUGUCUGGAGAAACACCCCCCGUUAGGGUUUGUGCUAUUGACCAUUCAUGUUUCUGGGAAAUUGGUUAUUUAUAGAUCUGGUGCCUCCAAGUGGACUGUCAUCAACGACCUCAGUUCACCUUACGAUGAUGUCAUCGCCAAAGAUGGUCGCUUUUAUGCUGUUGAUAGUACUGGAAGGGCAGUGACUCUUAAUUUGGAUUCCGCAGCAGGCCUGGAUUUGACUGUCGUUGCGCAUCCUGUGUUCGGCGGAGACAAGAAAUUCCUGGUGGAGUCGUGUGGAGACUUGUUAAUGGUUGAUAAGUAUUUGACUGUUGGGCCUGGUGAUGAUCUCGGAUACAGUGAAGGUUUUGAGUUUUACGAGGAGUUCGAUUGUUUCAUGAGCGAGAGGACUCUCAAGUUUAAGGUAUAUAAAUUAGAUGAAGAAGGGCAGAAAUGGGUUGAGGUUGCAAGUUUGAAGGAUAGGAUACUCUUCCUGGGUGAAAAUUGUACAUUUUCUGCUUUGGUUUCUGAGCUAAAUCCCGAGUGCACAGGGAACCGUAUAGUGUUUGCAGAUUAUUACAGGGAAGGUGAUGGAGUAUGGAAAAUACCUGGUAUAGGUGUGUCUAACUUAGAGAGUGGUAGCAUUGGUCCUAUAAAUAGUUUUAUUGGUUAUUCUGAGCUGUUUUGGCCACCUCCUUCCUGGAUUUCUUCUGCUUCACAGAUUGAAGAUGGGAUGAACCAACUGAGUAUUUGAAUUUCCCAAGGCAAUCAAAAUAAGAUGCAAAAGAGAGAUGAACUGACCAAGCUGAUGCCUCAGAUGGAUGGUGUCGUUGAUGUCAUGCAAAAACAUGAGUGUGCUUAUUCCAGCCCAGCAGAUACAUCAUAUCCUCAACCUUUUUGUUGGGAUGUAUGUAUUUCCCUCAUGUAAUAGAAGGCAGGAGAAUUUGAAUUUUCAAUUGCUUUUGGCUUAUGUUUACACUUUGGUUGAAAUAAGGACAGCUCUAUUUAUUUUGACAUGACAAUUACUCUUGUAAAGAAGCUUUUGUUUUCACAUGCACAAAGUUGAAAUAAUAGAUAAUGCAGCUCUGAGGUUUCAGGCAUA
This is a messenger RNA of Ipomoea triloba (trilobed morning glory), 1622 nucleotides long. RefSeq names its product F-box protein SKIP23-like. The transcript is spliced from 2 exons. The coding region runs from base 66 to 1274 and encodes 402 amino acids. Lineage: Eukaryota; Viridiplantae; Streptophyta; Magnoliopsida; Solanales; Convolvulaceae. The record is from RefSeq and is a predicted model, not a curated record. Gene Ontology annotation, molecular function: protein binding.